Messenger RNA from Acanthoscelides obtectus, 417 nucleotides. NCBI's taxonomy places the organism in Eukaryota, Metazoa, Arthropoda, Insecta, Coleoptera, Chrysomelidae. The record is from the annotation of a GenBank genome assembly.
AUGAAACCAUCUAAACUGCAAGAUCAUCUGAGAAGAUGCCACCCUGAUAAAACAGAGAAAGAUUUGAAAUACUUUCAAACACUCAAAGAUAAAUUUCAGAAGAGACCUACACUGGACAGAAUGUUCGCUUCGACGUCACAAAGAAAUGAUGAUGGUUUGCGGGCGUCUUACAAUAUCUCGUUACUUAUAGCAAAAUCCGGAAAACCGCAUACUAUCGGAGAGAAGUUAAUUUUGCCAGCCGUUGAAGAGGUUUUAAAAACUGUUUUACACAAACCUGCAUCUGAUAUCAUUAAAAGAAUUCCCUUAAGCAACAAUACUGUUGAAAGACGUAUUGAUGAAAUGAGUUCUGAUAUUGGAAGCUUCUUAUGUAAUUAUUUGCAAACGACCCAUUUCUCUAUACAAGUCAACUUUACCUGA